GCUUCCACUGUCGUGUUUAUCGUUCGUAUAGUUGUGUUGACCGACAUCCCGUUUGUUUACUUAACAUAAUUCCCUGAAAAGUUUGUGUAAGGGGCGUUUAUUCAACUCACUCAAGGAGCCAUUACAUAAGCAUGAAACCAUAAGUUUAACUCCGUCUGAAGAGUCCCUCUCUCACUCAAUGUGUGGUGAUAAAUGACAAUCUCAAGCCGUCAUGGAUAAACUCCGCGAGCUCUUUCACGCCUGUGAUGUUAACCGUUCCGGACGCAUCGAGAAAUGGGAGUUUGAGAAAAUAUGUUCCGAGCUUCAUGUCCGACCCAGCGAGAUUGAUGCAAUAUUUUCCAAACUUGACACCGAUAAAGACGGCACGAUCAAUCUGGAGGAGUUUAUGAACGGAUUUCAAGAGUCGCACUUGCUGAACCCGAACAUGAUCGGUGAAAACGCCGGGGAAAGUUUCUUUGCGGCCUGGGAGGACUUUAAAUCCCGCCAUCAGGUGAAAUUCAUUCCCAGGCUUGACCAGGUAUCAACUCUCUACCAGAACAUCAGCCUGACAGAGCCCAGAAUGGUCCCUCAAUAUGAAAGAGUUUUGUACAAUUUCAUCAAAGAGAUCCAACUAUUAAACACAGAAAUGGAGCAUUUGGCACUUGCUGUAAAGAGAGCUCAGGAUCAGGCUAAUAUACAAUUAAGUGAGAUGGAGGAAGAGAUGGACCAUCGCAUCCACGUCACAGAGAGAAACACACGUCUACAGGAGUCUAAAAAAGCUGAUGCAGCGUUGAGGAGCAUGAAACACCAGUACGAGUCACAGAUUUGUGAACUUCAGCAGAAGAUACAGACCCUACAGAUGAUUGAGAACCAAAAUAAAAGCACAAGCCUCAAGGAGGAGACAUCGACAUUGAAACGAAAAAAUAAUGAGCUACUGCUGCAAAACCAGAAGUUGAAACAAGAACUGCUGGAGAGCCAAAGUAACAUUGCGUUUCUCCAAAGUGAACUAGAUGCUCUCAAGAGUGAUCUCACGGACCAAAGCAUCAACUGUGAAAGAGAUGAAGCCAUGAUUAAAUGUUUCGCUGAGGAGCGAGAGAACCUGGAGAGACAAAUCAAGAUGCUUCAGGCAGCAAACAGAAAGCUCCAUGACAGUAAUGAUGGUCUGCGUGGUGCUUUGGAGAACAGUCAAAGCAAAAGUAAGACUCAGCUCUUACCUGAAGUUUACAUGAAUCGAAGAAACCCCUUGUGUGCCCCGUAUUUUGAUCGAUCCUGUGACACGUCUGCAGAUGAAGACUUUGAACGGUUUCAGCUGAUAGCUGGUCUGCGCAGACCGAGCUAUGAAUCUCUGGCCCUGGCCCUGUGUGAUCCAUGCAUGCGCAGACAUAGCUAUGAGGAGGACAGCUGCAUAGACAGUGGCAUGUCCACCCUGCGCUCAAAUACUGGAUACGAAUUCGAGCAUGAAAGAGCUUCCUGUGCAAAUAUUGACCAAGGUGCAGAAAACAGCACCACUGUAUCUGGAGACACUUCGGACACAGAGGUUCUAGAGGGGCGAGACGAAUCUGGAUCAGAUGGUGAAUCGGUUCAAAGUUGGACUCUAAUGCAAUCCACACCAAAAAAUGUUCUCGCUGCUUCAGGAAAGAAGUGUUUGUCAGCUAUCUUCACUGAGAGAGGCAAAGAUGAGUUGGCAGCGAGCCCGGCUUCACCUGAAAAGGCCUACAGGAUUGUUCUGGCAGGAGACGCUGCUGUGGGCAAAUCCAGUUUCCUUCUUCGUCUCUGUAAGAACGAGUUCAAGAACAGCACUAGUACAACUCUGGGUGUUGAUUUCCAGAUGAAAACGUUGGUAGUGGAUGGGGUCCCAACAGUCCUGCAGCUGUGGGACACAGCUGGACAGGAAAGGUUUAGAAGCAUCGCAAAGUCUUACUUCAGGAGAGCAGAUGGAGUUCUUCUGCUGUAUGAUGUCACCUGUGAGAAGAGCUUCCUGAAUGUGCGUGAAUGGGUUGACAUCAUUGAGGAUGUGUCUCAGGACGACAUUCCCAUCAUGCUUGUGGGUAAUAAGACAGAUCUGAGGACAGAAGCUCUUCAGGAGGGAAUGACUUGUAUUCCAACUAGCUACGGAGAGAAACUGGCCAUGACAUACAGUGCUUUAUUCUGUGAGACAAGUGCGAAGGAUGGGUCCAAUAUAAUUGAGGCUGUUCUUCAUUUAGCACGAGAGGUGACCAAGCAUGCAAAGGACCACAAGGAGCCCAUAGCAGUAGCCAAACUCUCUAAAAGUCCCAACAAAAAGAUGUCCAGUGAAAACUGCUGUAUGGGCUAACACGUGCACAUGGCUCCCAAAAAAUAUUGUCUGCAGCAUUCCUGUCUGAGCCUGUCAUCUAUGUGCAGGCACUAUGUAAGGCUUUUAUAAAGAGUUUAUGCUAACCAAACACAUAUUUAAACUACUUAUUUAAGUCGUUAAAGAUGAGAAGUCAUGGAACAACAGUAUUAGGGACUUUAAGCAACAGCCUCUGGUGGAACGGCAACGGCAUUCUGACGUUGUAUUGCGCAUGCGCGAAUUUAAUUGCUACUUUGCGACGUUCUACUGUAACGGUCUACUACGGGAGAACAGCUGAUUUGCUGUAGUAGCUACAACGUGAGAGAUAAUGUAAAUAAAUGUUAUGUUUUAUGGCAUAUGACAUUGUAAUUACAUCAAUUUAUGAUUGUACCACAAGUCUUUUAUAUAAUAUGUGUUAAAAUGUUUUAAAUUUAAGCAAAUUUAACGAAUUUUAAGUAUUCAACAUUUUCAAGUAUUGCUUAAAUCUAGGUUUUUAGACUUAUAUACAUCAUACAAUAGGAAAAACUCUUCUUCUGACAAAAAAUGUCAUUUAAUGCCAAAAGCAAUUCUUCUGUUGUUUUUUAAAUUAAAUUUUUUUGUAUCUCAGUAAAUGAAUAAAUGCCUGUGUUGCGCUGUCCUGUUUACGGUUGCUUAGUGAUUUUUACGUUCUUGGCUACGGCGGUGUGACAGCAUACUACCAGUCGCCGUAGCCAUUCCAUUCCCAGCUGUUGCUUAAAGUCCCUAUUGUCUUUAGGGCAGGGACUUUAAGGAAUUGAGACAUUGCACAAAAAUUGGAGGGGGGGUGUCCACUGUCUUUAGUAGUCCCGAAUUCCCCUGCUGUCAUAGAAAAUUAUUAGUAGCUUAUAAAGUGAAACACUUUUUUGUUUACACACAUUUAGUUUAAUAUGCUGCACCUUGCCUUUAACUAUUUAUUACCUUUUGUCAAAGUGAAAAGGAAUCUUAUAUUGUAAUAUAUAUGUGGUCUUAAAGAAUUUGAAUGAUGUAUUUUAAUGUAUUUUAUAAAAAUUUGAUGGGGAAUGAGACAUCAGUACAUUCUGUUUAUCAAAUUAAACCAAUUCACGUCUUUAGAAUUGUUACAGGAGGGAUGCACAACAGCUUCUCUGGAUAUUCUGUCAGAAUUGAUUGGAUAAUGUACAGAAGUUAGUAAUGGAUUCAAAACAUCCUUAUUUUUCAGAUUAUAUUUUCUUUGCUCAAUGCUAAAUUAAAGCAGUUUUUGUGGAUGCCUCUAUUUAUAACUGAUGGUUUAUGCAUUUCAUAAAGUAGGCUAUAUUGUUGUAAUUACAUAUUAUUCAUUUUGGAAAUCACAUUCAAUUUGUGUUGUUACAUUAAUGUAUUCUGUAAUAAACUAUGGAU
Misgurnus anguillicaudatus (oriental weatherfish) is the source of this 3664-nucleotide messenger RNA. It is a transcript of the gene rasef, whose product is annotated as RAS and EF-hand domain containing. NCBI's taxonomy places the organism in Eukaryota, Metazoa, Chordata, Actinopteri, Cypriniformes, Cobitidae. Gene Ontology annotation, molecular function: calcium ion binding; GTP binding; GTPase activity. The record is from RefSeq and is a predicted model, not a curated record.